Populus nigra (black poplar) is the source of this 1536-nucleotide messenger RNA. RefSeq names its product 4-hydroxy-tetrahydrodipicolinate synthase, chloroplastic-like. The record is from RefSeq and is a predicted model, not a curated record. Gene Ontology annotation, molecular function: 4-hydroxy-tetrahydrodipicolinate synthase activity. Bases 306 to 1403 code for a protein of 365 amino acids. NCBI's taxonomy places the organism in Eukaryota, Viridiplantae, Streptophyta, Magnoliopsida, Malpighiales, Salicaceae. The transcript is spliced from 3 exons.
CCUCAAACCCCUAAACAAACACCACAUAAGCACACUCCUUUUGCCACAGCCUCCGCUCCUUCACACAACCUCUCCUCUUCUUCUUAUCUCUGUCGGAACCUGGCGUCAUGUCCGCCCUCCACCGCCGCGGAUCCGCCGUCCUUCAAACCGCCACCACGAUCGCCACCCCCAUCUCAACUAUUGUUACCAUCGGUACCAUUUCCUGAAAUCCCGGCCCUGUCUCUUCAUCUCUUAAUCUCAUACUGCAAAAAUAAUAAUAACAAGAAUUCACUUUCAAUAAACAAGAAAGGAAAAUAAGCUUAAAAAUGGCUGCUAUGAAGAGCUAUAGCGUGUGCUUGAGGGAGUCUGCCCUCCAGCUUCCGCGCCAUAAUUGCGUUGAUAAUUACAAGAGGAGUGGAAAAUGGAGGCCUCCCCAAGCUGCUGUAAAGCCUAAUUUGCAUCUUCCGAUGCGCAGCUUUGAAGUUAAAAACAUGACAUCAGCAGAGGAUAUGAAAUCUCUUAGAUUGAUAACAGCCAUCAAAACCCCAUAUCUGCCUGAUGGUAGAUUUGAUCUUGAAGCGUAUGAUGCGUUGGUGAAUAUGCAGAUUGCUAACGGCGCUGAAGGUGUUGUAGUUGGUGGCACAACUGGUGAAGGUCAGCUGAUGAGCUGGGAUGAACACAUAAUGCUUAUUGGCCACACCGUCAACUGUUUUGGUAGCUCAAUCAAGGUGAUCGGAAACACUGGAAGUAACUCUACAAGGGAAGCGAUUCAUGCCACAGAGCAAGGUUUUGCGGUCGGAAUGCAUGCUGCUCUUCAUAUCAAUCCAUACUACGGAAAAACCUCCGUGGAGGGCAUGGUUUCUCAUUUUGACAGCGUGCUCCCUAUGGGCCCAACUAUUAUAUACAAUGUGCCUGGCAGGACUGGCCAAGAUAUCCCCCCACGCGUUAUUCAUGCUAUAGCUCAGAGUCCGAACUUGGCAGGCGUUAAGGAAUGUGCUGGUAAUGACCGGGUUGAACAGUAUACAGAUAAAGGAAUUGUGGUGUGGAGUGGGAAUGAUGAUCAGUGCCAUGAUGCAAGGUGGAACCAUGGGGCAGCUGGAGUGGUUUCUGUUACUAGCAACUUGGUUCCGGGUUUAAUGCGCAGACUUAUGUUUGAGGGGAAGAAUACUGAACUAAGUUCAAAACUCCUGCCCCUUAUCGACUGGCUAUUUCAGGAGCCGAACCCCAUUGCAUUAAACACAGCUCUUGCUCAACUUGGGGUUGUUAGACCAGUUUUCAGACUGCCAUAUGUGCCUCUUCCUUCGGCUCAGAGGAUAGAAUUUGUGAAUUUGGUUAAGAAAAUUGGCCGGGAGAAUUUUGUAGGAGAAGAAGACGUUCAGGUUCUUGAAGACGAUGACUUCAUCUUGAUAGCUCGUCUGUCUUAGUUAGUCAGUUUCGCUUGUUGAGAGUUCUAGUGUGGGUUCGCCUAUUUCUGGUAACAAUUAAAAUAAAUAUUUGUAAGAUUACAAUAAACAUUUGUAAGAAAAAAAAAAGGAAGCCAUAAUUCCCCCUUUUCUA